Messenger RNA from Sorex araneus (European shrew), 675 nucleotides. RefSeq lists its product as uncharacterized. The transcript has 4 exons. The record is from RefSeq and is a predicted model, not a curated record. The coding region runs from base 16 to 666 and encodes 216 amino acids. NCBI's taxonomy places the organism in Eukaryota, Metazoa, Chordata, Mammalia, Eulipotyphla, Soricidae.
AUACCACUUUCUGAAAUGAAAAUAAACAAAUGGGAUUUAAAACCUCCUGAUUUUAGCUAUAAACUAUAUACAUCAUUGAGAUUUCCAGAAAAGCCAUUAAGGACUGUUAAGAAAGAACAACAGAGGAAAAAAAACAGUUUUCCAGAAACAAAGCUUCAUCUGCCUACUAUAAGAGAUCGAGAUCAUCCUCAAAAGGCCUCAUCUCCUAAGUUUGUAACUAUGUUUCCACCUCUGGAUUCAUGUAAAGCGAAUUUAAUGUUUGUGAAGAAUGGAAAAUAUCCAAAUGGCGUAUAUCUUGACCCACAACCACAUGAUUUUAGACAGUACCGGUGUGAUUUGCCAAACUUUGUGACAACUUAUGAAAAGGACCCAUUUGGAUUAAAGUUUAAGUCACAACAUUUAAGUACAGUUCAUGGGUGCCAGUUCCUGAAAGAUAAUAAGAAACAAAAUAGCAGGGGAGAAAGAUUUAGCACCUACAAGCCUUGUGAAAGCACCUGGGAUUCAAAUCUCUUUCUACCCAAAGCCCAGUGGCCCAUUAAGUGUGCUUCAUACACAAGACACAGAAGACAGCGUGAUGCUUACAGUGCAUUUAUGGACCGUGUGGAAGAAAAGUUUACCAUGACCUUCAAGAAAAGGGUGGGGGGAGUAAGAGGACAGAAAGUCUGAGAUCUGAUG